Pectinophora gossypiella (pink bollworm) is the source of this 3297-nucleotide messenger RNA. It is a transcript of the gene SMC6, whose product is annotated as structural maintenance of chromosomes protein 6. The record is from RefSeq and is a predicted model, not a curated record. Lineage: Eukaryota; Metazoa; Arthropoda; Insecta; Lepidoptera; Gelechiidae. Gene Ontology annotation, biological process: double-strand break repair via homologous recombination; chromosome organization. The transcript has 19 exons. Gene Ontology annotation, cellular component: chromosome; nucleus; site of double-strand break. Gene Ontology annotation, molecular function: single-stranded DNA binding; ATP binding; protein binding. The coding region runs from base 68 to 3181 and encodes 1037 amino acids.
UUCAUUUUGAAUUUUGCGUGUCGUGACAUGUUUGUGUUAUAAUUUGGCGCAAAAAUAGUUAUUUAAAAUGGAAAUAGAUACGGAAAACGGAGAAGAAAGCGUUGAUGGUUGUAUUAUGAGUAUACAUGUGCGUAAUUUCUUUUGUCAUGACAAUUUGGAAAUUAAUUUGAACAGAAAUGUAAAUUUGAUCGUUGGACGUAACGGCAGUGGAAAGAGUGCUAUUCUCACGGCUUUGGUCGUAGGUCUGGGCGGCAGGGCCUCCGCUACGAACAGGGGAAGCAACUUGCACUCUUUUGUAAAGAAUGGAUCUAAUUCAUCAAUGGUGGAAAUUAAGAUUAAGAACAGCUGCUCUACAGCCUAUAAGCCCGAUGUUUACGGAGACACCAUUACUAUUGUGAGGAACAUUAAUUCCUCAGGGUCCAAUUAUAAAGUGAAAUCAGCAACAGGUGAAGUAAAAUCAACAAAGUUUGAAGAGGUGAAUGCAAUUGUACUAGCUCAUGACAUUCAGGUGGACAACCCUAUCUCCGUGUUGAACCAGGACGACGCUCGGAGCUUCCACGCCUCGGAUCCUAAGACCAAGUACUUGCUGUACAGAAAAGCCACUAACUUGGAUCAGACAGAGAAAAACUAUAAGUUGGCCAUUGAGAAUUGUGCUAAAGCUAAUAAUAUUUGGAAGAGGAAAUGGGAUGCCUGUGCAGAACAAGAGAAAGAGUUCAAGAAGUGGCAAGCGAUCCACGACCAGAUGAAGUCCCGUGACGAGAUCGAGGCAAAAAAAACAGCUUUACAAAACGAGUACUAUUGGAGUGAGAUUACUGAGAUGGAACGGGACGCGGCGACCGUGCAGGCGCAGUAUGAGAAGCAGAAGGCUCGGAUUGAGAAGCUCGUCGACAAACUCGAGCGUAUGCAGCAGAACUACGGGUCUAACACUGAUGCCAUUGAUAAACUAAAAGCGGAACUGGAACAGAAGAAUCAAGAGAAGUCCCGCUUAGAGCAGGAGUUGCACGGCUUGGAGGCCGAGGUGCGCGAGAUGCAGAGCACGUGGCGCUCCGCACAGGGCGCCAUCAACAAGCACAAGGAGCUAUUGAGCCGGGAGGCGCGGAAGGUUGCCGACUUGGAGCGGGAGAUUCAGAACAUCGAUUCAGGCAGCGCGGCGUCGCGUCGCGCGGAGCUGGAGGCGCAGGCGGCGUCCGCGAAGGAGGCGGCGGCGGCGGCGCUGGCGCGGUACAGCACGGUGGAGAACGACGUGGCCCAGGCGCGCGCCGGCGCCGCGCAUGCGCAGGGGGAGGCCGACCUGGCCGCCGGGCGCGCCGCCAGGGAGCGGAACUCUAUCAAACAACUGAAGCAACAGCUCCGCGAGCUGGAGUCCCGAGGCAACGACUCGCUGGCUGUAUACGGCAACAACAUGGUGGAGCUGGUGCGGCGGGUGAAGGCGGCCGCCGACCGGGGGGAGUUCAGCCAGCCGCCGCGAGGACCCGUCGGUGCGUACCUGAAAGUGAAGGAAAAGAAGUGGGGCGGCGCGCUGGAGCACAUCAUCGGCGGCUCCAUACAAUCAUUCUGCGUCAACUCGCCCGAGGACUCGAGGAAGCUGUUCCAAAUCAUGGGACAGGUAUACGGCAAUGCAGCCAAGCCAGCAGUGACCUGUAGCCAGUUCCUGGCGAAGCAGCACGACGUGCGCCGCAACAAGGUGUCGGCCGCGGGCUUCCUGUGUGCGCUGGACGCCGUGGACGUCACCGACACCGUCGUCGCCAACUACCUCAUCGACAACGUGGGGCUGGAGAGUAUACUGCUCGUGCCCGAACAUGAGGACGCGGUGAGGCUGUCAGACACGGUGGAGAACGUACCGGAGAAGUGUUCCAAGAUUGUGACGCUGGACGGCUCCGAGUACUACCCGGCGCCCAACUACAGGAGCUACGGCGGCGCCGCGAGGGCCAGCAGGUUCCUGCACCUCAGCACGCACGAGAGGAAGCGACAAGUGCAAGCGGAGAUCCAGGAGGCAGAGUCGAAGCUCGUGCGCAUAGAGCAGCAGGCCCAGCAGCUGAACGACGCGGCCAGCCAGGCGCGCGACGCCGAGCGGGCCGCCAGCCGCCAGCUGCAGGCGCUGUUAGGCCCGCGCCACGACGCCGAGCGGGCCGCGCGCGCCGCCGCCGCCGCGCUCGACACCGCGCAUGCGCCGCACCACGCCGUGCUGGUGGACGAACUGAACAUAUCCAAAGAGAAAGUGCAGACGAUGCGUCUCCAAGUGGAAAAGUUUGCGGCCAAAGAGCAGUCAUAUAAGGAAAAGGUCGAUGACUACGACGCGAAGAUGAAGGAAGUCAAGAGCAAGCUGGCUCGUGCCACCAAUACUUGCAGGAAUUUGAGCGAAGAAAUAGACCAGGAACAAUUAAAGCAAGACCAUGAAGUAACAGAGCGGCGCACGUGCGAGCAGAAACUGAACGAGGACAAACGCAAGCUGAGCCAGGUGGAAGUAAUACUGGAGGAAAAGUUCAAUGAAGUCAGAUGCAAGAUUGACGAGGCCGUUAAACUGUGCCCCAGGAUUGAUGACCCUAGAGACAAAACCCUAGUACGAAACGAGCUGAAGAAAGCUGAACUCAAGCUGAGUUCCAUCCGGAGCGACGGCAUGACGAAGGCCGAGGUGGCCGAGCGACUGCUGCAGGUCGGCCGCAAGUACCGCCGCGACCACGCCUCGCUCACCACCCUGCGUGCCAUCAUACACGAGAUCAAACAAACGUCGGAGAAGCACUUGAACAUUUGUUACAACGUGCAGACAGACGUCGCGCGCAGGGUGCAGCACUCCUUCCAAGCCAUGCUCUCCUUGCGCGGGUACUCGGGUAGCAUGGAAAUCGACAACACCCGCGGCCUCCUCGAGAUCAAGUGCACAGGCCGCGAGUCGAGCGCCAAGCGACACGCGUCCACCACGUCGUCCCUGUCGGGCGGCGAGCGCUCCUACUCCACCGUGGCCUUCAUCAUGGCGCUGUGGGAGUGCGUCGAGCUGCCCUUCUACUUCAUGGACGAGUUCGAUGUCUUUAUGGACGACGUAAACCGCAAGAUAGUCUUGCGGCUGCUGAUAGACUACGCGCUGAAGAACACGCGCCGCCAGUUCGUGCUCCUCACGCCGCAAGACGCCUCCGUCACCGCCGAACCACGAAUCAGUAUUCACAGGAUGCCAGAUCCCCGACCUUAAAGUAAUAUAUUUCUAGAGCUGAUAACAAAUUUAGUAUGUAAGCUUUAAUCCAGUGAGAUUACUUAUUUUUAUGAUUUAUUAUGUUACUACCUCCAAGUACAAAUUGUGAUUAUAAU